GAUUUGGAUGAGUGGGACCCAAUCAAUCAAAACACACAGUAUUGUGUUCUCCGUCCAUGUCGUCGAUGGCGGAAAGCGAGGAUUCACGGAUGCUUCAGAAGCUGAGCCGCAUCGCCACCCAAAUCUCCGAAAUCCCUUCCUUCAAGACCGUCAUCAAGAGGCGAUGCUGGGACCUCACUCGCAGAAUAAGGUUCCUCACACCUCUCUUUCAAGAACUACAGAACGACGUCGUUUUGAGCCACGACGUUUACGACGCUCUUGAUUCGCUCCAUGAAGCUCUCCUCAAGGCCAAGGAAUUGCUCCAUUUCGCUUCCCAAGGAAGCCAGCUUUUCAUGAUACUGGAGAGAGAGCAAAUUAAGUGCAAAUUCACUGAUGUUGCUGUUCGUUUUGAACGUGGAAUAAGCAAGAUUUCCUUUGACGAACUUGAUAUUUCUGAAGAAGUUAAGGAACAGGUUGCGCUUGUGACUGCGCAGUUUAGAAGAGCCAAAGAGAAGUUUGAUCCACCAGGUCUUGAGCUUUAUGAGCACUUGUUGCCCGUUUUCAACCAGAGCUAUGAUGUGAAUACUGAAACUGCUGAACUAUGUUUAAUCUGUGAAAAGCUACAAUUUACCCAUGUGGAUGACAUCAAACAAGAGUCACUCGCUCUACAGAAGAUGGUAGUAGACAGGGGUUUCCCUUUUGAGAAAAGCAUACACGAUAUGUCUAUAGUGCUGAAAAAAUUUGAAGAAUUCUUGGUGAUGAAAUCUGGAAACAAUGUUGUGUCAACAAGUGAGGAUUUCCCUCAUACUGAUGAGCCAUAUGUGAAACUAUGUCCGCAAUCACUGGUUGUACCUGAUGAGUUUCAAUGCCCAAUAUCUCUAGAGCUAAUGAAAGAUCCUGUUAUCAUUUGCACAGGGCAGACAUAUGAACGAUCUUGCAUAAAGAAAUGGCUUGCAGCAGGGCAUGAAACAUGUCCCAAGACUAGGCAGAUUCUUUCCAGCCGUGUCCUCAUACCUAACCAUGUUUUAUACAGUCUGAUAUCAAAUUGGUGUGAGGCUAAUGGAGUGGAAUCACCUAAAAGAUUAGGAAGUUUACGACUUUGUAAGACAGCAUCUGAUGGAUCUUCUGAGUUAAUAGAUCUUGAUAUCUUGAUGAACAAACUUGCUUCUAAUGAUAUUGACAAUCAGCGAUUGGCAGCAGGGGAGCUGCGACUUCUUGCCAAGAACAAUGGUCAAAAUCGAAUGCUGAUUGCUAAAGCUGGUGCUAUACCCCUCCUUGUUGAUCUCCUUUAUGUACCUGAUGCUGGCACCCAAGAGCAUGCAGUCACUGCUCUACUGAACUUGUCUAUCUAUGAGGAUAAUAAAGCAUGCAUCAUGGCCUCAGAGGCUGUGCCAGGUAUCCUUCAUGUGCUAGAAAAUGGUAGUAUGGAAGCUCGGGAGAACGCAGCAGCCACCUUUUUCAGUCUCUCUGUGGUGGAGGAGAACAAAAUGGUAAUUGGUGCAUCUGGAGCAAUCCAGGCAUUAGUUACUCUAUUUUGCAAGGGAAGCCAAAGAGGGAAAGUGGAUGCCGCAACAGCACUUUUCAGCCUGUGUUUAUAUCAAGGGAACAAAGGACGAGCAAUUAGAGCCGGUAUUGUUCCCAAGUUGAUAGAAAUGCUAACUAAACCUGGUGGGGAGAUGAGAGAUGAAGCAUUGGCAAUCAUGGCUGUAGUAGUUAACCAUCCGGAUGGAAAAGCAGAAAUUGGAUCUAUGAAUGUUGUGCCCACUUUGGUGGAGUUAAUAGAUAAUGGAUCUUCUAGGAAUAAAGAGAAUGCAGCUUCAGUGUUAGUGCACCUCUGCAGUGCCGAUCCUCUACAUCUAUCAAUUGUUAGUUCACUUGGGUUGAUCAAUCCUCUCUUGGACCUGGCAGAAAAUGGUUCAGAAAGGGGCAAGCGAAAAGCUGCCCAACUUCUAGGCUUGAUAGGAGACCAUUGUGAAUACACUAGGAAACUGUCAACUAGAUUUUAGGUGCUUCUGUUGCCUUUUUAAGUUGCAGCAGCUGGCAUAAAUAGUGAUCAAGGAUAUGAUUUACAAAAGAUUACUUGUAUAGGAUCCCCAAUAUUUCCUUUUUAUUUUUUAGUUAAAAGGAAAUUUCCAUUUUACUCAACCAAUCAUUUUGUUGAAUUGUAUCACCUGUGCUGCAAGGCUGGUAAGAUGUGUUAGGUGGCUGUUCGACACAGUUGCAAUAUUGAUUUUUUUCCCAGAAGAAAAAAUUGUGUAUACUUUUUCAUCUCAAACGCCUACUGGCAGUUCUUUUUUGCAAUGGAAUGUCUUUAACAGUUGUUU
Molecule: messenger RNA, 2303 nt
Organism: Abrus precatorius (Indian licorice)
Lineage: Eukaryota; Viridiplantae; Streptophyta; Magnoliopsida; Fabales; Fabaceae
Product: U-box domain-containing protein 13-like
Exons: 5
Coding region: 57-1985 (642 amino acids)
Biological process (GO): cell surface receptor signaling pathway; protein ubiquitination
Cellular component (GO): cytoplasm; nucleus
Molecular function (GO): protein binding; ubiquitin-protein transferase activity
Source: RefSeq, a predicted model, not a curated record